Entelurus aequoreus (snake pipefish) is the source of this 2392-nucleotide messenger RNA. RefSeq names its product regulator of G protein signaling 9a (gene rgs9a). Gene Ontology annotation, biological process: intracellular signal transduction; regulation of G protein-coupled receptor signaling pathway; G protein-coupled receptor signaling pathway. Bases 93 to 1544 code for a protein of 483 amino acids. The record is from RefSeq and is a predicted model, not a curated record. NCBI's taxonomy places the organism in Eukaryota, Metazoa, Chordata, Actinopteri, Syngnathiformes, Syngnathidae. The transcript is spliced from 17 exons.
ACAAGUGUGUCUAUUCUGUUCUCUCUUUCCAACUUUCACCUUUCUCUUUGUCAAGUUCUUCAGUCGUGUUUGGUUUUCACUUCGGCACAACUAUGACAAUCAGAACAGCCCGCCCAGACCGGGCAGAACAUUUUCGCCCGCGUAUGCUUUGCCUCAAAAAGUUGGAGGCAGUUGUGGUUGAAAUGCAGGACCCAAAAUGUGGGCUCAAGGGCUCCGAGCAGAAACUCAACGUCACCACCAUUCCCCACGCCAUCGCAGGCAAUGACAUAAUUUCCUGGAUUGCCAACAAGAUGAAAAUCCCUACAGAAGAAGCUCUGGUCUUCGGCACCAUGUUGGUGGCCUACGGUUACGUCUAUGGUCUGCAGAACCACAGGAAGCUGGUCAUGUGCAACGACGGCAGCCUUUAUCGCUUCCAGACGCCAUACUUCUGGCCCACACAGAAGUGGGUUGCAGAUGACACCGACUACGCUGUUUAUCUGGCCAAGAGAAACAUCCGCAAACAAGGCUUGCUGGAGCCCUAUGAACAGGAACACUACAACCACCUUCACAAAUGGCUGAACCCCAAGUGGGACUUUAUUGUGACGCAGGCCACGGAGCAGUACAAGGCCGGUAGAGAGAGGAAGAAGCCAGAUCGUGUGGUGUUUGAUUGCCAGGAAAGAGCUUACUGGAUAGUGAACAGACCACCGCGUCGGACUCACAGUGCUUUGGAUAGUGGACCAGACCGCCUCAUGGAUCCCAAUGCAGAUGAGACACAGAAAAUGACAUUUGACCAAUACAGACGUAUGAACUUGUUCUACCAACAAGCCAUCAUGAGGUCAAAGGUGAAAUCCAGUGUGUCCCUUGGAGCGCUGGUGAAGUGCAUCACCACUUACAAGAACCAUGAUCCCUUUUUGGCACCUUGCCUACCCAGCAACCCCUGGCUGACAGACAACGACUCUUACUGGACUCUCAAUAUGAGAAUGGUGGACGUGCCGACUAAAAUGCGUGUGGAGCGUUGGUCCUUCAGCUUGUUUGAGCUGCUGACUGACCUUCGAGGCAGAGACGACUUCAAGAUCUUCCUCAAGAAGGAGUUCAGUGGGGAGAAUUUAGCCUUUUGGGAAGCAGCUGAGGAGCUGAAGUGGGGGACUGCGUCGUCUAUGUCCAGCAAAGCUGAAACCAUCUUCAAGACCUUCUUGGCCCCCGGCGCCCCUCGUUGGAUCAACAUUGACGGCAGGACCAUGGGUCUGACCGUGAAAGGACUGGAACAUCCUCAUCGUUAUGUUCUGGAAGCUGCUCAGACGCACGUCUUCCUGCUCAUGAAGAAGGAUACUUUCUUCCGUUAUCUCAAGUCUCCUGUUUAUAAAGACAUCCAGAAGAAGGCCAUCAACCCAGAAGUUCAUAAUUUCAGUCCAUCCCAGCUGGAGCAAAACGCUAGCAGUCGAAGUGCUGGCGUUCAUCCUCUGGUGCUUUGGCAGCAGGAAGAGGAGCAAAAGGCCAAAGCUGCUGCAGCUUCUGCUCCUGUUGACGUCAAAGCUAUGAUGAGCAAAAUAGACAGAAAGAAAUAAUACGACAUUAUUCAAUAUGUUACAAAAUGAUUUACACUAACAAAUACAAUCCAGUAUACAGUAUAUAAACUAACAAAUACAAUCCAGUAUACAGUAUUUACACUAACCAAUACAAGCUAGUAUACAGUAUAUAAAGUAACAACUUCAAGAUAGUAUACAGUAUAUAAAGUAACAAAUUCAAGGUAGUAUACAGUAUAUAAAGUAACAAAUUCAAGGUAGUAUACAGUAUAUACAGUAACAAAUUCAAGGUAGUAUACAGUAUAUACAGUAACAAAUUCAAAGUAGUAUACAGUAUAUACAGUAACAAAUACAAGGUAGUAUACAGUAUAUACAUUAACAGAUACAAGCUAGUAUACAGUAUAUACAUUAACAAAUACAAGAUAGUAUACAGUAUAUACAUGAACAAAUACAAGGUAGUAUACAGUAUAUACAUGAACAAAUACAAGCUACUAUACAGUAUAGACCAGGGGUCGGCAACCUUUACCACUCAAAGAGCCAUUUUGGCAAGUUUCACAAAUUAAAGAAAAUAAUGGGAGCCACAAAAAAUUUUUAAAAUGAAAAACACCGCAUACAAAGCUUAAAUUGCUUUGUGCUAUGUUAACCAGGGGUCUCAGACACACGCACCGGCACGCACCUUAAUAUGGAAAUUUGAUGUUAGUUCGGCCCGCGAGUUUUGAAUGAAUGGCGCUUGAUAGCGUUAUACUUGCCAAUCCUCAUUAUUUCCGUGAGACUAACGAAAAUCCGGCCGUGAUGGCACUGCUUUUGGCGCCCUCUACAGCCUGCCCAAACAGUGUACAUGCUUGACCACAUGUAGAAUGCAGUUUCAGCUUGCUCACGUAAGUGACAGC